AAGCAGAAGUAAAUGAGCAGAAGAAGCAGAGGAGAGAGGAGGAGUUACACACAAUGCUUAUUGCUGGGAGGAAGAGGAAGGCUCAGAGUUUCAGAGGAGUGCGGGUGUGAGCAGUGCUGAAUAUCUUAUUUAGACCAUGGAAAUUCUGGGGAAUGUCUUGGACAUAGCACAAACUAUCUAUGGUCUGUGUGAUCAGGCCAGUUCCAACAAAAGGCAAUGUUCUCGUCUGAGGAAAAGAAUUGAAAUCUUGCUGGUGGCUGCUACUAAGAUCAAGAAACAGCCAGAGAAGUCCAGUGAGCUUAAGGUUGUUUUGAGGGAGCUGCAGCUCACUUUGAGGAAUGCCAAGUCCUGGGUUCUUAAAUAUUCCAAUCAGGGGUGGUGGAUGAAAAUCCUCAAAGCUAACUGUAUAAAGGAAGAGUUUGAUCUAAUAAAUGAUCGCCUUAAGGAUGCUGCUGAUGACAUCUCUGUACUGCUUGCUAUAGAACAUCGGGAAAGCUUUCUCAAAUUUUUUGAUGAAAACAAAAGGCUAAAACAGAGCCAGAAAGACAUCGAAGAAGACAUGAGUGAACUAAAAGAACGCCUCAAUAGUGGUGUUGGGAGUCUGACUAAGGACAUCAGUCAUGUGGCGGAAACGGUGGAAGAUACAAAUUCUGGAGUAAAGAACAUACUCAAUCAAGUUGAAGAAAUAAAGUCCUUGUUAUCUUCAGGAACAAGAACUCCACGGCUUUGCACAGAGAUAAAGUCUGAGGAUCUGAUAUGGGGAGCUCUUGUGAUGGAGAAGCCUAACUUUGACCUGUAUAGAGGACAGUACUAUAAGAGUCCAGUGGCUAUAAAGGUUUUGAAGGGACAGCCCUUGGAAAAUGUUGAAAAAAUCAGAGAAAUAUUUAAUUUGGAGAUAAAGACAAUGAAAAAAUAUGAAUGCGUGAAUAUUAUACGUGUAUUUGGCAUAUGUAUAGACAAAGCAAAGAGUGAGCCUUACUACUGUAUGGUGACUGAGUUCUGUGAAAAGGGGACUCUCAGAGAGCUGCUGAGCAGAGAGAAGAACCUCCCCUGGAAUCGGCGUAUUCACAUGACAUUGGAUGCUGCAAGAGCAUUGUACAGGUUACACCAGACAGAGACAAAACCUAUGCUUCAUGGGAGCCUGAGCAGUUCAAAGUUCUUGGUAGAUGGCACUUAUUGCCUUAAGCUAUCUGGAUUUGAACUAUCAAAGACAGAGUCCUCCAUGAGAAGACAACCUAAUGUUGAGAAGCAAAAACAAAACAUAGAAUGGUCGUACAUUGCCCCUGAAACAAUGCAGAAUAUCAACGCUUACGAUAAACAUAGUGAGAUUUACAGCCUGGGAAUUGUGUUUUAUGAAAUUGCAACUGGCAGGAUUCCAAUACAGGGUCUUUCCGGCACAAACCCAAAUGACAUGUACCAAAAUCUAAGUAAAGAUAUGAAAGAAGGUCUGCCUGCUGACUGCCCAUCUGUCCUGUCUGAUCUAAUUGUACAAAGCACAGGAACUAAUCCCACUGAACGACCCUCAGCUGGAGUUAUUGUGGAUUUACUCAUGGACUAUUUAAACCAACAAGAGGCCAGUGAGGCUGCUGCAUUGAUCGGCAAUAUGGGUUUCACUGAAGAAAAUUGAGAUAAAGGACUGUUCAUAAAUGUAUAAAAGUUGCAGUCAGACAUUCAAGGUUCCAGUAAUAAAAGCUAUUGUCAGAAGGUUUAAAGAAAACCCUCAAACUGAAAAAAAAAAACAACUGUGUUCAGAAAUGUCUUAA
Molecule: messenger RNA, 1763 nt
Organism: Xenopus laevis (African clawed frog)
Lineage: Eukaryota; Metazoa; Chordata; Amphibia; Anura; Pipidae
Gene: mlkl.L
Product: mixed lineage kinase domain-like L homeolog
Exons: 11
Coding region: 137-1627 (496 amino acids)
Biological process (GO): necroptotic signaling pathway; cell surface receptor signaling pathway
Molecular function (GO): ATP binding; protein kinase activity
Source: RefSeq, a predicted model, not a curated record